Messenger RNA from Gymnodraco acuticeps, 1184 nucleotides. It is a transcript of the gene irag3a, whose product is annotated as lymphoid-restricted membrane protein. Lineage: Eukaryota; Metazoa; Chordata; Actinopteri; Perciformes; Bathydraconidae. The record is from RefSeq and is a predicted model, not a curated record. The coding region runs from base 1 to 1155 and encodes 384 amino acids. Gene Ontology annotation, cellular component: endoplasmic reticulum membrane. The transcript is spliced from 11 exons.
AUGAACGCUCAGCCUGAUGCAGAGAUAAACAGUGACAGCAUGCCCAUGAUGCUGCUGGGCAGUGAUGACAGUGAUGAAGAAAGCAGUAAAGAGGAGCCAGCUAUCACAAUCUGGAACGAGCUGUCCAUCAUAGAGCGCGUGGGCCUCAACAGUGUGGAUAUGUCAGAGAAAGAUUUGGAGACGGCCUUCUCUCAUAUCGCCAUGGCCUUCAGCUGCGAUCAGUACACCCUGAAGCAGAGGCUGCAGGCGGAGGAGCACGCCCGCAACCUGGCUGAGGAGAACAUCCAUCUGGAGCUGACCCGGGGCCGGGAGACUGUGGAGACGCUGAAGGGCCUGUGUCUGGACAGUAAGCGCAGUAAGAUCCUGCAGAGGCUGGAGCUGUCUCUGGAUAUCCUCGGUGGGACAGUGGAGCGCAUCUCCAACACAGCAGAGGUGCUCGGAGCGGUGCACCAGGAGGCCCGAGUGAGCCGAGCAGUGGAGCUCAUGGUGGCUCAUGUGGAGAAUGUCAGGAGACGCCAUGACAGAACAGUGUUGGAGCUGGAGGAGACCAGGAGCUCCGUCCAGCCGCAGACCCCCUGCAGGAACCUCAAGGACCCCAGAGCAUCGCCAGGUCCCCCAUAUUCUGAUAAGAUAAAACGAGACGUGAGGGAACGAGCCACCAGGUCCUUCAGCAGGGACUCCUUCCUCCUCAGCUCACUUCCCCGCCUGAGCCUCGAGUCCGGCUGCCCCCCCAUCCCCAGCGGUGACGCAUACUCCGUGGAUGACAGGCCCCUGGAUCCAGAUGAAACUGCUUCAGAGGCUCCAGCUGCUGAGCUCCCUCCACCUCCUAACCCCAGCCCAGAGCUCCUCCCAUCAAAACAACUGGCCCCCAGAAAGACAAACAACAAAAAUUCCCCUCUGGGCACCUUACGACAGCGACACAAGGGCAAAGCUGCGUUAUCGAAGAAAAAGGCCGACAAGGAUAAAAAGAAGACUAAUGUUUGCCGACAGCUUUCCAUCAGCACGUGUUCGUCUGUGUGGAAGAAACAUCCUCUGGCUCUCUGGCUGUACCGCUGCCGCUGGGCGCUCUGCUGCAUGUACCUGUUCGUGCUCCUCAGUGUCGUUACACUCACUUACAUAUUGUGGAAGAAUCUUGAUGAAGCACCACAGCCAUGAAUAUCAUAAUGAGGACGCUGUGUAACUGU